Mytilus californianus (California mussel) is the source of this 1836-nucleotide messenger RNA. RefSeq names its product zinc finger protein 239-like. NCBI's taxonomy places the organism in Eukaryota, Metazoa, Mollusca, Bivalvia, Mytilida, Mytilidae. The transcript has 2 exons. The record is from RefSeq and is a predicted model, not a curated record. Bases 389 to 1402 code for a protein of 337 amino acids.
AUAAUUGUACGUGAUUAUCGCCCUUAGACAUGUUUUCCGUACUGUGUCACUGAUUGUCACUGUUAUUCCGUAUUUGUUAAUUAUACUUUAAACUGCUUCAUAUAUGUAAAACUAUUAUUGGAAACUACAUACAAAAAUGCUUUUAAUUUGACAACUGAUUUUGAAACAUGUUUAAUCCAGUUAAUAGAAGACAAGAAACAAUGAAAAUGUAAAAUGUCUAGAUAUACACACUAUUAUUUUUUGACAUUAUUACUGACAAGUUAGAGAUGUAUAUGUACCAGCAUGACCAUAUUGGAAGGAAAAUACAGAAAUAAAUAAAACCUCUAAUAAUGAAAAGAUAGAUGGAUCUUCUUUUAUCUCCCCUAACCAGAUAACAAGCAAUUUAGAAAUGUUAAUAUACCAACAAGACCUGAAUGGACAAGAGAAAUCAGAGGCAGAUGAAGUGUUUUAUAGUGGAAAUUUAAAGGGAUCAAUAAGUAUCACUUCUGGCAAGGUCGCAGACCGGUUAGAGUCGUACCACAGUAGACAAGGAAGUACAGAAACAAUAAUCUCCCUUGAACAGAAUUCUCAUAAAGGUAAUUCAGGAAGUUUACAGAAUCACAUGAUAACAAAUUCUAGGGGAAAACCUUAUGAAUGUGGUGUAUGUGGUAAAGGGUAUAAAUAUAGUAAGGACUUGUAUGGACACAUGAGAAAACAUACUGGUGAUAAACCUUAUCCAUGUGAAGUGUGUGGUAAAGGGUUUCGUAUGAAUAGAGACUUAAAGAGACACAGGGUCAUACACACUGGUGAAAAACCAUAUAAAUGUAAUGUAUGUGGUAAAGGGUUUAGUGAUAAAGGAAAUGUACAUCAACAUAGGAGAACGGUACAUGUUGGGGAUAAAUCGUAUAGAUGUGAUAUGUGUGGUCAAGGGUAUAGUAAGAAUUCUAACUUACAGAGGCAUAUAAGAACACAUACUGGUGAAAAACCCCACAAAUGUGAUGUUUGUGGUACAAGUUUUAGGGAGAGUCAGUGCUUACAGAGACACAUGAGGAUACAUACUGGUGAUAAACCAUAUAAAUGUGAUGUAUGUGGUAAAGGGUUUAGUGAUAUAGGAAACGUACAUCAACAUAGGAGAACGGUACAUGUUAGGGAUAAACCAUAUAAAUGUGAUAUGUGUGGUCAAGAGUUUUGUAAGAAUUUUAACUUACAGAGGCACAUACGAACACAUACUGGUGAAAAACCUCACACAUGUGAUGUUUGUGGUACAGGUUUUAGUCAGAGCCAGGGCUUACAAAGACACAUGAAGAUACACACUGGGGAUAAACCCUAUACAUGUGAUGUAUGUGGUAAAGGAUUCAGUCUAGGUAGUGAGUUACAAAGACACAAGAGAACGCACUCAGGUGAUACAUUUAUGAACAAAUGAAUACAAUGUCUGCAGAAAACAGUUGUCUACAUUAUAUCAAAUAGACUACAAAAUCAGAACACAAUCUGAUGACUUAACCUAAUAACUUCGAUGGUUGUUGUUAAGGGUUUUGUGUACCUAACAAGCACAUGCGAACACACUCUGUUUAUGCUGAUGAUAAACGAUAUAAUAUGAUGAAUGUUUUUUGGAAGUUCACUGAUUUUUCGGCAGUUUGCAUGAACAACUGGUGGCAAUUAUCCUUAUAAUUGUGGUAAAGGAGUUUCUCCAGGUGACAUGACAAUAAAAUAUCUUCUUUCACUUUCGAAAAGUUUUGACAUGUCUACCUGACCUGGAAUAUAUGAUAAUGAAAAAAUUAAGAACUUAAUUAUUGGUUAUAUUGCAUGUUAUUUUUAAUAGCCACCAUAAUUUUACGCAAACCUUUACAUAUAAUUGCA